AUGGAGUAUUUAGUGCGUGUGAGUCUAACUAUAUUUACAGAACAGUUUCAUAUAUUUGUGGGCGACUUGAGUGCAGAAAUUGAAACUCAACAAUUAAAAGAUGCCUUUGCACCCUUCGGAGAAAUAUCAGACUGCAGAGUUGUUCGUGAUCCUCAGACAUUGAAAUCAAAAGGUUAUGGUUUUGUGUCCUUUGUUAAAAAAUCGGAAGCGGAAACCGCCAUCACAGCUAUGAAUGGUCAAUGGUUGGGUUCACGUUCAAUACGCACGAAUUGGGCAACAAGAAAACCGCCAAACGCCAAACCAGAUGCCAAUAGCAAACCUUUAACAUUCGAUGAGGUUUACAAUCAGAGCAGCCCCUCAAAUUGUACCGUAUAUUGUGGUGGCAUGAAUGGCACGUUGGCUGGCUUUCUAAGCGAGGAAAUUUUACAAAAAACAUUUUCACCAUUCGGUACGAUACAAGAGAUACGUGUGUUCAAGGAUAAGGGUUAUGCAUUUGUAAGGUAA
Molecule: messenger RNA, 504 nt
Organism: Lucilia cuprina (Australian sheep blowfly)
Lineage: Eukaryota; Metazoa; Arthropoda; Insecta; Diptera; Calliphoridae
Product: nucleolysin TIA-1
Exons: 5
Coding region: 1-504 (167 amino acids)
Molecular function (GO): RNA binding
Source: RefSeq, a predicted model, not a curated record